This is a messenger RNA of Acanthosepion pharaonis, 675 nucleotides long. The record is from the annotation of a GenBank genome assembly. Lineage: Eukaryota; Metazoa; Mollusca; Cephalopoda; Sepiida; Sepiidae.
AUGGUUAAUUUCUAUCUAUCUAUCUAUCUAUCUAUCUAUCUAUCUAUCUAUCUAUCUAUCUCGGUCUGUCCAUAUCUACCUGUCUCAGUCUGUUCAUAUCUAUCUAUUCGCGUCAAUAAAUCAAAAGAUGAAUCGAUAUUUGAAGAUGCUUGCGACAAGGAUGACGCCAGUGGCAUCCUGGAACCGGACGAUAAAGACGGUGAUGAGUCAGGCAAACAGAAGAUAAAAUCCUUUUCUUCAUCUGGUUCCGAUUCCGGCAAAGCUGGCAAACCGAGACGCGCUCGGACGGCUUUCACUUACGAACAGCUGGUCGCCUUAGAAAACAAGUUCAAAACCACGCGUUACUUAUCUGUUUGCGAACGGCUCAACCUCGCUCUUUCACUGAAUCUCACAGAAACUCAAGUGAAAAUCUGGUUCCAGAACCGUCGAACAAAAUGGAAAAAACAAAACCCCGGCAUGGAUGUUAAUAGUCCCACAAUUCCACCCAGCAGCGGGGCCCUGUCGGGAUUCUCAUCUCCCUACUCGAGUACCACCCCUCUGUACGCUCAGGGUCUCCAUCCGUACCUACAGAACCACAAUUUGUACGGAGCUUUGGGUUUGUUCCGUACACACGCCGCCAGUUACGGUGCACAGAACCAUCACAUAUAUUAUCCUUAUUUUAGUCAAACGACUUGA